Messenger RNA from Pieris brassicae (large cabbage white), 2346 nucleotides. RefSeq names its product oocyte zinc finger protein XlCOF6.1-like. Bases 189 to 1484 code for a protein of 431 amino acids. Gene Ontology annotation, biological process: regulation of transcription by RNA polymerase II. NCBI's taxonomy places the organism in Eukaryota, Metazoa, Arthropoda, Insecta, Lepidoptera, Pieridae. Gene Ontology annotation, molecular function: DNA-binding transcription factor activity; zinc ion binding; RNA polymerase II cis-regulatory region sequence-specific DNA binding. Gene Ontology annotation, cellular component: nucleus. The transcript has 8 exons. The record is from RefSeq and is a predicted model, not a curated record.
UAUUCUGUUUAACGUUUCAUCUCUCGAUAUUUGAUAAUAUGCCAAGUGUCAAUGUCGAAAGGGAAUAGAAGAAAAGUAAAAAAACAAAUCAAGGAAAACAACAACAAUUACAAUUCUUUUUGGGACUUUCUAAAGACUUAAUACUUAUUAUUAAUAAUUGUUAUAAUGUUUUGAAACUUUUUAGAAAAAUGUCGCAUAUGCUAGAUUUUAAGAAAAUAUGUCGGGCUUGUUUAUCUGACGCUGGUCCAUUAAGCGAUUUAUUUACUGUUUCCACUUCGGGAAUAUUUAAAUAUUGCACGUCUGUUGAGAUUUCUGAUAGUGAUUCUAUGCCUAAGUUAAUUUGUCAAAAGUGUCUAGAUCUUCUAAACAAGCUUUAUAACUUCAAGCAAGUAGUUGUGAGAUCUAAUGUUAUAUUAAAACAACAAUGGAAGUUACAGGUUAAACCUGAAUCUCAUCUCACCGAGAACAAUGAAAGCAGUUUACUUGAUGUGCAUAUUACAGAAACAAAUGAUGAUGUGUUAGAAAAUACAACAGAAAAUGUGACACAAAAUAGUAGUGACAAACCAUAUGACACAGCUAGUUUAAUAAGUCAAAUACUCGCCCGUCGUAGGCGAAGGGGUCCAGGGCGACCCCCAAAAGAACCAGGUGGGGCCCAACGCCGCUCCGAGCGUAUGAAAUGUGUCAAGUGUGGCAAAAGUUUCCAAAAGUAUGAGAACUUUGAGGCCCACAUGAGAGGACAUUUUGGAAAACAGCCAGAUAUAAAAUGCAAGCAUUGUGACAAGACGUUUCUCUCACUUCGAAGUCUGAGUAGCCAUAUUCGCAUUCACAGCGCGGUUCGAAAAUACCAAUGCCUAUCUUGCGGCAAGAGUUUUGCAUAUCUCAACGUUUUGAAGAACCACGAACUAAUACAUGCCGGUGUUAAGAAACAUGAGUGCCAUAUGUGCGACGCUAAGUUUGUGCAGGCGUAUAAUUUAAAGAUGCACAUAGACACACAUACCAACGAGAAAAAGUACAGUUGUGGUGAAUGUGGCAAGCAGUUUGCUCAGCCGGGGAACCUUAAGACCCACCUUGUGAGACAUUCCGGGAUCAAGAAUUAUGCCUGUUCCGCUUGUGAUAUGAGAUUUUAUAUUAAGGCAGAUUUAGUUAAACACAUGCGGUCACAUUCCGCUGAGAAGCCGUUCUCUUGUCAUAUGUGCGAUAAGACUUUUAAAAGUAGAAGUUUUCUGUCAAUACAUAUGAGGACUCAUACAGGUGAACGUCCAUACGCCUGUGACAUAUGUCCAAAAAAGUUCAUGGCACGAAAAGACUUACGCAACCACAGAAUGAUCCACACUGGCGAGAAACCCCACAAAUGUCAACUAUGCAAUCAGGCGUUCAUACAAAAAUGUGCGUUAAACCGACAUAUGAAGGGACAUGGUAAACCAGAUUUGAUCAGGGAGAUGCCGAUCGACAAUACACCGCAAAUUGGUUAUCCAUAUUUGUGACUGAUUUAAAAAACUUUUCUAUAUUGUUUGUAUUAAACCGAAAAGUAUUAUCAUUUCUCCGACAAAAACACCUAAUACCCUCAGUUUUCAAUUUGUGUGAUAAAACGAAAGUUAAAAGUCGAUUUCUUGGUUUCUUUAAACACAAAAAAUAAAUUGGUUGGAACGCUGAAUCCUGGACAAUACGGACAUCUGACAUAAGGAAAAUUGAUUCUCUGGAAUGUGUGGUGUGGUAGAGGGGACAACUAAAGAAACAAACAUGUCCAUAUUAAGACGGUUACAGAAAAAAAACAUUCGAUACCUUUUUUUCGACAUGCAACACAGAUCCAGAAAAUAUAGAAAACCUUAUCGUGACUGGCGGAGUGGAUAUAGCAGAUCUCGGGGUCCAUCCACUAUUCGCUGGACCGAUCAAGUAAAGAGCCUUACAGGUUUUACUAUCGCGCAUGCGCACGCUUGCCAAAGUCAGAGGAGAGUGGAGAAAGUUGUGCGACUAACACGACCUACAGAAACGAAGAGCGCGGUUAAGGAAGAGAUUGUUGUCAUGUUAAAAAGGUUUUAUGUUCUCAGUAUGAUAAUGGCCACCUUUGAAUAAAAAAAUUAAAUGAUUGCGUUCCUUUUUCAAUAUUCAACCAAUCAAUACUAAUCGAUUUUUCCUUUUUCUAUUCCGCGAUGGUGUAAAGCAAAUCAGCAAACAUGCAAUAUUUGCAUGUUAUUGACUUUCUGAUGUUUUAAAUCGUAUCGGAUAUUUAUUCAAGUGACAAAAAUCUUUGUAAAAUAUUUUUUCUUUGUAUAUGAUUUAUAAAAAAUAUAUGAAGCGUUAUGGUUUAAGGUGUAAAUUUUGUAAAUAAUAUGAUUAAAUGAGUCA